AUAAUUACAAAGUAUAAUUCGUGGCUUGCACACAAACCUGUAUCACUGGAUUCAUAUUUCGUAGUGUGUUAAUUUUAAUUGGUUUAAUAACGUUCAUUGAAAUAUUUAAACUUAUCAAUGAGUUGUAUUGUGAUAGCAUGUGAAUGUGUGUAUUUUUAUGAUUAAUACAUAGAAUAUUCUAUAGGAAAGAAACAAAGUGUUCGAUAAUUGAUACUUAUAUCGUGAGUUACGUUUGACACUUUCUGCAUGCACAGUCGUUAACAUUGCGUUCACAUGCUGAAAUGGAUAACAAUCAAAUAAUGCAGUAAAUUAUCAAUCGGAUUAGCGACAUGCUCAAAUGGUAUACAUGACGUUCUUACACGGAUAUUAAAACAAAUUACAUAUACAUCUUUGAAGUUCGGUAUAGGGUCGCCUAGGUAGCAACCUGUACGGCGGCAGCCAUACAGGAAGAAAGGCAUUGAAACAAUCAAUUACUUUCCCUUCUAAGCAGAAACUGACUCAUGACUUCAUACAACACACGGAAGGAAACAUAUUCGAUUUUAAAACGGACUUCUGUUGUUGUUGUUUUUUUCACAUUACAUUAACACAUUCAUCGUUGAUGCAGUAAUGGUUAACUCAACUGUAACUCCUCAUGUGCUUAGGAAUGGCUACGACCUGCCUGUGUACGGUUUGGACAAUGGGACAUUCUACUACAUCCACAUUCCGGCUAUGAUUUGUAUCGUCACUAGUUUCGUAUGUGCUGUGAUCGCCAUCGUGUUGUCCUUCCGCAGUCGAGGCUAUAAGUCUUUCUUCACGAAGUGGUCCAAGAGCGAGAGAUUCGUGGUUUACCUCGCUUUGUGCGACGCCCUCUUCAACGUGUCCCAUUUCACGGACCACCUGCACAUCGCCAUCGCAAAAAACCACGUGUACCCAAAGGAGUUAUGUGAGUUCUAUGGGUUCAAUCUCGCGCUGUUCAUCACAGCACAGAAUCUGAUGGUCAAUAUCGUUGCAAUAAACGCCUUUAUGCUAUUGUAUUUCAACAAGAAUCUGGAGUUUGGAAGGUACGACUGGCGACUGCUUGCCUGGACCUUCGGUGCUCCGUUUAUUGGCGCUAGUAUUGCUGGAAUCGCGGGGCAAUUGGGAACAAACGGAGCUUUCUGUUACUUUGACGGCGUAAAGGGCGUGAUCACGAACAUCUGUUUUACCACGGUCCCACUCCUCCUCGUGCUCGUUAUGAACGUCAUCUUUUACUUGCUCACGUGGAAGCGCAUUCACGAGCAAUGUCGCGAAAUCCGCCAAAACCUGGGCAAAAUGUCCACCGCCAUGCGAGCUUCCCACCGCGCCGCCCGCGCCAUGUCCAUGUUUGUGGCGGCUUUCUUUGUCCAGUGGUGGGCCAUGGCGCUGUAUGGCGUCUGGAAUCUCGCAGUGGACGUGGUUCCGCAGCCCGUUCACCACAUGGUGACCACGUUUUCGAACAUCGGCGGCAUACUGAAUCUGAUAGUGUACCGUAUCAUACGUAAGAAGCAGCUAAGCAAGGGCGAGGUUCUCUCAACGGAGAAGCUAACGAAAAGCACUGAGGCCAGGCACUCACAUUCGCACUUUAGCCGGAACAACACUUUGCAUGAAAACUCCAUGUGUGACAGUCAAGUAACGGAGCAGCCGUCUGUGACUCUUAAAAUCAUGGAUAAUCAUCUGGCGGUUCCAACAAGAAAUGGACAUGAGUGUUGAAGCGGAACCAUAUUACGUGAAUUUUCAUUAAUGUUGCUAAGAAAGAGAUUGUGAACAAUCUUGUCAAAAAAGGACUUCGUCUGCUCAGCUCAUAUUACGAAAGUGAAACGUCUAACAAAUCAUAAUAUUAUAUAUUAGCGGUUAAUUCAUUAUAUGGGGUGUUAUGUACUCGGCCUUAACACCUGAAUGUUGGACGUUGUCCGCAAUCAUAAAAAUAAAGAUUACUGAACACUUAUUAGAAACCUUUUACGAAAACAAAUCAAUAAUACAUCGAUGGAGUAGUAACUAAAGACUUGUCAACAUCUUUUCGACAUUGGAAUCUAUCUAUAAUGCAUCAAUUUCCUAUAUUGAUGGUGUUUUUUUUUUUAUUGAACUCAAUCUUUUUUUUAAUUACGAAAUUUAAUUAUUUAUGAAAAUAUACUAUAAAAAUAAAAAAGAUUAUUGUUU
Molecule: messenger RNA, 2154 nt
Organism: Dreissena polymorpha
Lineage: Eukaryota; Metazoa; Mollusca; Bivalvia; Myida; Dreissenidae
Exons: 3
Coding region: 607-1707 (366 amino acids)
Biological process (GO): adenylate cyclase-activating G protein-coupled receptor signaling pathway
Cellular component (GO): plasma membrane
Molecular function (GO): G protein-coupled receptor activity
Source: RefSeq, a predicted model, not a curated record